AUGCCAGCUAUAGAUUUAUCAGAAUAUAAGGAGUACACGUCGGCAAGUUUUAAUAGUGCACAACAUGCCAAUAAGCUACUUUUAGAAACUAAUGAUCCACAAGAUUCAACAAUAGAUCUAGACACUGCAAUAAAACGUCUUGGAUUUGAUCUAAAAGAUAUAAGCUCUAAAAUUGAGGAGAUGAUGCAGACGAAUACCAGUACUUUUGUUAAGGAAUUCGAAAAAGUGGAACAAUUAAAAGUAAAAACUGAAUCUGUAAAGCCAUCAAUUAAUCAGCUAAAGCUAUCGUUUCAAAGGUUAAAUGAUGAAAUUGUUAAGCCUUACAACCAGUGCACUAAUCUUCAAAUGGCAUUGAAAAGAAUCCAUCAAACUAACCAGUUAUUGAGAUCACUCACUUAUGCAACUCAUCUACUUGCUAAAAUUGAAGAGCUUGACAAAUCUGAAAAUGCAUUGGCUACUAAACCCUUUAAAACAUUAAACACUUUGGCUUCUCUUUUGCGUGAAUUUAGUAACUAUAUUAGAAAGAGCAAUUUGGGUAUGAUUAGAAUAAUAAGAGACUAUUCCCAAUUCACAACGAUUCUAAUGAAAAGGUGUGAUACAGUCAUCCAGUAUCAGACUAAAAAUUUAUUGAAGUUCCCAAUCCAAGAAUAUGUUAAUCCAGCACACAUAUCGACAAAUAAUCCCGAAGAGAAAUCUCUUUUCAAUAUCAUAUCAGCAUCUGUCUCCUUGGACAUCAAGAAGGCGACUGCGAUUAUUGAGUUAUUCUACACCGCAAGUUCAAAACACUCAGUAAAUUUGAUUUUGAGAAACUUGAAUAAUACCAAGUACUUACCUCCUUAUAUAAGGUCACUGGAGAGACCUGCAAAAUUAGUAUCACAGCUUGAAAAGGAGCUGAAGGCAAUUAAAAUGAAUGAUGCUUCGACAAGUUUGUGGAAUUUCCUACUUGAUGACGAGCCAUUCGUACUAUUGACCAGAGAUGAAAUGGAAAACAUUAGCUUAUUGGAUAAGUUUUGGAGAGAUGUAGCACUCGGCAUUGAUUCGGGCGUCAAGGAAAUAGUAAAUAAGGGAGGUCCAAUUGUUAAUAGCUUAAAAAAAAUCAAACCACAAUUGGAACUAGAAGUUACUAAACUUGUUACAAGUUCUUAUGAAGAAUACGGCUCACAAAAGGGGAAAAUUGAAACCAGAAUGAUGGUCAACUCCGUCACCAACUUCGAGAGGAGAAAAUGA
Molecule: messenger RNA, 1227 nt
Organism: Pichia kudriavzevii
Lineage: Eukaryota; Fungi; Ascomycota; Pichiomycetes; Pichiales; Pichiaceae
Exons: 1
Coding region: 1-1227 (408 amino acids)
Biological process (GO): intra-Golgi vesicle-mediated transport
Cellular component (GO): COG complex
Source: RefSeq, a predicted model, not a curated record